This is a messenger RNA of Rhinolophus ferrumequinum (greater horseshoe bat), 2271 nucleotides long. RefSeq names its product protein inhibitor of activated STAT 1 (gene PIAS1). Lineage: Eukaryota; Metazoa; Chordata; Mammalia; Chiroptera; Rhinolophidae. Gene Ontology annotation, biological process: protein sumoylation; regulation of transcription by RNA polymerase II. Bases 89 to 2044 code for a protein of 651 amino acids. Gene Ontology annotation, molecular function: SUMO ligase activity; zinc ion binding; transcription coregulator activity. The record is from RefSeq and is a predicted model, not a curated record. The transcript has 14 exons.
GGGCCUAGGCGGGGCCAGGCUGGCUAGAUGGGCGGGUCUAGCGACGGCCCCUGGCGAGGUUCAGUGCGCUUGCGCUGACAGACGCAAGAUGGCGGACAGUGCGGAACUAAAGCAAAUGGUUAUGAGCCUUAGAGUUUCUGAACUUCAAGUACUGUUGGGCUACGCUGGGAGAAACAAGCACGGACGCAAACACGAACUUCUCACAAAAGCCCUGCAUUUGCUGAAGGCUGGCUGCAGUCCUGCUGUACAAAUGAAAAUUAAAGAACUCUAUAGGCGGAGGUUCCCGCAGAAAAUAAUGACGCCCGCGGACUUGUCCAUCCCCAACGUACAUUCAGGUCCUAUGCCAGCAGCUUUGUCUCCAUCUACCAUUCCACAACUCACUUACGAUGGUCACCCUGCAUCCUCAUCUUUACUCCCUGUUUCUCUUCUGGGACCUAAACAUGAACUGGAACUCCCACAUCUUACGUCAGCUCUUCACCCAGUCCAUCCGGAUAUAAAACUUCAAAAAUUACCAUUUUAUGAUUUACUGGAUGAACUAAUAAAACCCACCAGUCUAGCAUCAGACAACAGCCAGCGCUUUCGAGAAACCUGUUUUGCAUUUGCAUUGACACCACAACAAGUACAGCAAAUCAGUAGUUCAAUGGAUAUUUCUGGGACCAAAUGUGACUUCACAGUGCAGGUCCAGUUAAGGUUUUGUUUAUCUGAAACCAGUUGUCCACAAGAAGAUCACUUCCCACCCAAUCUUUGUGUGAAAGUGAAUACAAAGCCUUGCAGCCUUCCAGGUUAUCUUCCACCUACUAAAAAUGGUGUGGAACCAAAGCGACCCAGCCGACCAAUUAAUAUCACCUCACUUGUCCGAUUGUCCACAACAGUACCAAACACCAUUGUUGUUUCUUGGACUGCAGAAAUUGGAAGAAACUAUUCCAUGGCAGUAUAUCUUGUAAAACAGUUGUCCUCAACAGUUCUUCUUCAGAGGUUACGAGCAAAGGGAAUAAGGAAUCCGGAUCAUUCUAGAGCUUUAAUUAAAGAGAAAUUGACUGCGGAUCCAGACAGUGAGAUAGCUACAACCAGCCUAAGGGUUUCUCUACUAUGUCCACUUGGUAAAAUGCGUCUGACAAUUCCAUGUCGGGCCCUUACGUGCUCUCAUCUGCAGUGUUUUGAUGCAACUCUUUAUAUUCAGAUGAAUGAGAAAAAACCAACAUGGGUUUGUCCUGUCUGUGAUAAGAAGGCUCCAUAUGAACACCUUAUUAUUGAUGGCUUGUUUAUGGAAAUCCUAAAGUACUGUACAGACUGUGAUGAAAUACAGUUUAAGGAGGAUGGCUCUUGGGCACCUAUGAGAUCAAAAAAGGAAGUACAGGAAGUUCCUGCCUCUUACAAUGGAGUUGACGGAUGCUUGAGCUCCACACUGGAGCAUCAAGUGGCUUCUCACCACCAAUCGUCAAAUAAAAAUAAGAAAGUCGAGGUGAUUGACCUAACCGGAGACAGUUCAUCUGAUGAAGAGGAGGAAGAGCCAUCUGCCAAGAGGACCUGUCCUUCCUUAUCUCCCACAUCACCACUAAAUAAUAAAGGCAUAUUAAGUCUUCCACAUCAAGCAUCUCCAGUGUCCCGCACCCCAAGCCUCCCUGCUGUAGACACAAGCUACAUUAACACAUCCCUCAUCCAAGACUAUAGGCAUCCUUUCCACAUGACACCCAUGCCUUAUGACUUACAAGGAUUAGAUUUCUUUCCUUUCUUAUCAGGAGACAAUCAGCAUUAUAACACCUCCCUCCUUGCUGCUGCAGCAGCAGCAGUGUCAGAUGAUCAAGACCUCUUACACUCGUCUCGAUUUUUUCCGUAUACCUCCUCACAGAUGUUUCUCGAUCAGUUAAGUGCAGGAGGCAGUACUUCUCUGCCAACCACCAACGGAAGCAAUAGUGGCAGUAACAGCAGCCUUGUGUCCUCCAACAGCCUAAGGGAGAGCCAUAGCCACACCGUCACCAACAGGAGCAGCACGGACACGGCAUCCAUCUUUGGCAUCAUACCAGACAUUAUUUCAUUGGACUGAUGGCCUUGACCCUGCUGCUCCCAUCCCCACCCCAGAUUAAAUGAACGUGGCAGAAAGAAGAGAACUUUGUGCUAUGUUUUACCUUAUUCUGUUUAGAAAAGUACACAAGCGUGUUUUUUUCCUUUUUUUAGGGAAAAAAUUAAAAGAAAUGUACAGAGAACAAAACUAUAUUUUCAGUUUUACUUUUGUAUAUAAAUCUAAGACUGCCUGUCUGAUAAAACACUUGU